AUGAGUACUUUUCUGACGAGUCGAGUUUUUAUGAAACCAAAAGGCUCCGAAGACGAAAAAUCCCGUCUAGAGUACCUUUCCCAGACCUACGACCCAGAACCCUACUGGGAAAACAUCCAUCCAAAGCUCUAUUCCACAAUCCAACACGACUCCCUCGCAGCCUCUAAACAACAACCCAUCCCAGAAACCAACCCCACAACCAACAAACCCAAAACACACCCCAACACCAAUAUCCAAUUCGAGCCUGAAACACCAACAUCCACGACCUUCCACAACGCCCGAAAACCCAACGAGACUGUUCAGGACUUCCUUACCCGGUUACCGCCUUCUGUGACGGCGUCGGCGGAUGUUGGGCCGUGGAUCUAUGUCGAUAAUCCCGGUGCAGGGCAGGAGGAGAAGGAUAUUGCGGGGUUGGUUGGUCGGGGGACGGAGAUGUUGAGGGCGUUUGAGGCGAAAAAGGUUACUAUUGAGGUGGAGAUGGAGGGGGCGUCUGCGCUGGCGAGGGGCCGGAAGUUGGUGCCGUUGCGGCGGGGGUUGGAGGGGGAGAUUUUCGCGUUGGCCAGGGAGACUGGGGUGGUUUCGGGGAAGUGGAUGUUGUUUCUUGGGGAGGAGGUUGUCGAUCGUGUUUGGGGGAUUGUUGUGGAGGAGACGGUCGAGGGGAGGUUGGGCGUUGCGGCGAAGGUGGCCACGCGUGAAGAGGGUGGGAAGGCGAGGUUGUUGGCUAUCUAUACAAAGGAUUUUGGGGAUGUGGAGGAUGUGCGGAGGAUUUUGGAGAGGUUGGUGGAGGUGGGAUUGGUCAAGAGGGAGGAGAGGCCCAUUUAUUAUAAGUGUGAUGCUUAUACUUAUCUGGAGAUUACGAGUGGGAAUUCGUAUGGCUUGAAGGCGAGUCUGUUUUCUAGUAGGGAGGUUCUGGAGAGAAAGGUUUGA
Aspergillus oryzae RIB40 is the source of this 927-nucleotide messenger RNA. RefSeq names its product DUF1917 domain-containing protein. Lineage: Eukaryota; Fungi; Ascomycota; Eurotiomycetes; Eurotiales; Aspergillaceae. The transcript has 2 exons. The record is from RefSeq and is a predicted model, not a curated record. Bases 1 to 927 code for a protein of 308 amino acids.